Messenger RNA from Brienomyrus brachyistius, 3708 nucleotides. It is a transcript of the gene rab9b, whose product is annotated as RAB9B, member RAS oncogene family. The record is from RefSeq and is a predicted model, not a curated record. The coding region runs from base 151 to 762 and encodes 203 amino acids. Gene Ontology annotation, biological process: Rab protein signal transduction; retrograde transport, endosome to Golgi. The transcript has 2 exons. Gene Ontology annotation, cellular component: lysosome; phagocytic vesicle; late endosome. Lineage: Eukaryota; Metazoa; Chordata; Actinopteri; Osteoglossiformes; Mormyridae. Gene Ontology annotation, molecular function: GTPase activity; GTP binding.
AUGCGCGACUCCGCUUGGAGUUUAGAGCCGCGCAGCAACAGCGCGUUCACGCGAAAUCUCAGUUUGAGAGUGUGGUUCACGCCACGACACAAGUAUCGCUUGGCAGAAUGAGGUGGCGCUGAGCCAGUGGGUCUGUCAGUCAGUGUCAUCAUGAGUGGGAAGAGCCUGCUGCUGAAGGUGAUCCUCCUUGGCGAUGGGGGAGUGGGCAAGAGCUCCCUGAUGAACCGCUAUGUGACGGACCGCUUCGACUCGCAGUCCUACCACACCAUCGGCGUGGAGUUCCUCAACAGGGACUUGGAGGUGGACGGCCGCCUGGUCACCCUGCAGAUCUGGGACACGGCUGGGCAGGAGCGCUUCAAGAGCCUGCGCACUCCAUUCUACCGGGGUGCAGACUGCUGCUUGCUGACCUUCGCCGUGGAUGAUCUGCAGAGUUUCCGCAACCUGGGCUGCUGGAAGAAGGAGUUCAUGUACUACUCAGACGUGAGGGACCCGGAGCGCUUCCCCUUCGUGGUCUUGGGCAACAAGGUGGACAAAGGCCCGGAGAGGGAGGUGGGGGAGGAGGAGGCGCGAGCCUGGUGUCAGGAGAACGGGUGCUGCCCGUACUUCGAGACCAGUGCCAAGGACGAUACCAACGUGGGUGCGGCGUUUGAGGCGGCUGUGCGUGAGGUCCUGGCAGGGGAGGAGCAGCUGGACCACGCGCUACUCAGCAGCGCCAUCGAUCUCCAUGGCAACCGCAAGGCCCCGCGCUCCUCCUGCUGCUGAGUCCGAUUGCUUCCCCCCACCCCCCCCACUCCCGGCUUACAUAUCCGCUUGCGUCAUGUGAGCUUGAGACCAGCCUCUGAGCUGCUGCCAGGGGUGGUUCUGAGGCGUGAUCCGAACGGACUGUUGUGCGCCUGGUACCGGUUUCUCCGUGUCCAGCGGGAUGUGGGGUCUAGCACAAACUGCGCCCUUUUGUCUCUCUUGUCAGCCUCCCAAAUGCCUGUGGGGUUGAAGGCAGUGGCAGUGGUAGUGUUGGUGGGGGGGGUUGCAGGUGGGGGGGGGGUUAUUUAACACGCUGGUUUCUCACUCUCCAGUGCUGUGAUGCUGCCUCCUUGAAAAAGCACCGCUUGGCAGAGGAACACCGAAUGGUUUGCAUUCUCAUUUUUAGAUUCCCUUUAAAAAGUGGUCUUUGAAAUUGAAAUAAUAUUGCCUCAGCCUGACAGAUCACCUGUCUGUUCAUAGGACUGUCAUUUUUCUGCAGGUGGUGGGCGGGGCGGACAUAAAGAGAAGUGAAAGUGGUGAGCUGCCUCUGUAAUCCUGCGCUAAGGGUGACUUGGUUGCCAUGAGUUUUGUUUAGUAAUCCGUAGCUGCGUCUGCGCCUGUUCGUGACUCAUUUAAUGAUGGAAAUCAGUUAACUAUGAAGAUACUGUAUUUAUACUACACUUGUUUUGCGUUUUUGGGUGUUAAUUGGGGAAGUGUGGGAAGGUGACAUUUUUCGGGGACAUAUUUGUAAUUGGGCCCCUUUACUCUUAUUUUCAAAACAUCAUAAAGUGAAGAAAGCGAAGGUAUUUCUUUCGAUAUGUCUACUCCGAUGUUUCCUUAAGAUUUUUUUGCUGCAGCAUGAGUGCUUUUUGCUGCUUGCAUGGCAGGGUGUGGCGGUGUGUGCCGGUCUGAUUGUGAGUGACAGACAGGGGCAGCGGGGUAGGAUGUAAUGGGGUUCAGCGAGGUUAGGAGCUGCACUGCGGCUUGUUGUAAGGCACAUUCUCCCGGCUGCUGCUCUCUCACGGCUCCUGGUUACAAGCGCGUUUCUCUCUCUAAACGCUGUACCACUUCACCAUCUUUCCCCUGUGCUGCUACAGAUCUUUUUCCCCUCGCUGUACAAAGAUGCUGUUACAAAUGUCGGUUUGUGUGUCGACACGCCCAUCGAGCCGAUGCCCGCAGAUGUAGCAAAUGGUGACAUAGUGUGAAUUGGAGCAGCAGAGAAGCAGGUAGCAUAGUGUAUAUAAAAACCAAGCCCCAGGAGAAGGUACUUGAUCUGAAUUGCAUCAGAAAAUGUUCAAUAUGUCUGGGUGAAAAAUGAAAACUUACCUCUGUAAUUUUAACUACAGUAUUGUAAUGAAAAGAUUCAACCUUGUUUGUUCAUAAAACAAAGUAUGGAAACCUUGUACAGUAGAUUUAUGUGACUGGGCAUUUUUAGGCAUGAAGGGACCUGUAAAAGCGAAGGGUAUGAUGCAAGUGUUUGGUUCACUCUGGGUUAGGUCAGCCGUGCUGUGACAGAGGAUUUUGAUUGGUUGACAUAAUUGCAUCCAUACAGCUUGAGCCACUGUGAGAUGUGGUGAGGACCAGUAUUACACAAGUAUUAGGAUCUGACUAAAAGCAUGAUGGACCAUUGCGUCCAUUAAGUUAAUGGAAGGAGCAGUGUGGUAUAGCAGUUAUGGGACUGUACUGCAUGUAGAACGUGUGCAAGCUCAGGUCUAGGGGGCACAACUAUUGCACCCUAAAAGGCACUUAAAUUUCUUCAUACAUGAAUAAAAUAUAAAUGUAAAGGGAAAAUGUAUGUAUGAAUUGUAAACCUGUAAAUAUUUUCUCUUUACGUGACGUGAGCAAGAAAAUAAUUGAAAUUAAAUUAAAUUAAAGAUGGUACAGAAAUAAUGGUACUUCAUGUGGGUGUGCCAGUUGUCUGGUUUUCCAUGUAUUCUGGAAGACCUUUCAUCAAGGUGACGUUUCCUAUGUAAAAGGGGAUAUGAGGUUCAGUGCCACGUUUGGGUGACGUCCUCCAUCACAUGAGCAACUGGAUGUGUUUGCAUCGUCACGUAUGACUCUGCUUGCUAAUAGCAGUGUUAUCUUGUGGUUUCUUUUGGUUUUAGGGUGGUGUUCGCUAAGCCAACGGGUUUAUUUUAUGAGUUCAUUAAUUCCCUUCUAUUGUAGGUACAAAAGCAUUGCUUUGCUUUAAUGAAGUGCAUUUCUCUUACGCUUCACCAUCUUUAGUAUUGACUUUUUGUGUGGGUCUGUAUAAAAGUUUGUGUUUUCCCUUGUUACAGUUAAACGUUUGGCGUGUGCAGGUUACUGGCGUCAUGUACACUGUGAAGAGGAGGGAGUACGUGAUUAAAAGAGGUUAUGACAGAUAUGCUUUUGGAAAUUAAAUGGAAUAUAGUGAUGGUAUGUUUCACUUUAAUACUGUGAUAAUUGUCAUGGAUUCAGUGUUACGGAUGUCACUGGUUACUUGUAUGAGUUGCCUCUGUAUUAAAGGGUACAUUGGUUCAGUGUUUACUUGAAUUUAUGGAAACAAAUGAGGCAGUAAUGGGUCUUGUUACUUAUUCUGUAUAAUGCUUUGUAAGUUGUAAAUAUCCCAGUAAUAAACUGAACCUAAAUAUACAAAUUAACAAUGCAAUUGUGAAGACUUGAAGUACAUAUAAUGAAAUCUUGUGAUUUUAUGUACCAUAUAUGUAAAAGAUUUCCAUGUUUUUAUUAUGGCAGUGAUAAUACUGUAGCAUUUUGUCCCUUCAAAUGCAUUUUUCCAUUAUACUACAGUUGCCUAUGUGUGAAGCACCUAAGAAAGAAGUUUACAGUUGUGAAAUUGGUACCAUGAAGCAUUACCCCACAAAACUGAAUUGCUGUUAAACUUUCUGUGGAUCAUUUCAGGGGGGUAGAAAUAUGUGCUCUGUCACACGGAGUCUGAGACACAUUCAGGCUGUUUACAAACCAAACUAAAUAAAUGAAAUGAAAGUA